AUGGCUCCUGACCGCUCAGCAAGAGGGAAUCAUCAAGAGUCCACACCUUACUCAACUCAUUCGCCUACCAGUUCAUCAAAUUCGUCUCGCCGGUAUCCCAUCCAUGAGCGAUACGAUCCUCACCCCGGCAUAAUCUUUUUAAAACCUCCGAGCAAACGUGGAGACGAGAAACGACUGGGUUCGUGGCGCUCUUCCAGUUCAAUCAAAGUCCAAGAGCGUAUUUGGCGAGCGAUAUAUCAAGAUAUGUAUAUCCUUGACCACGCUACUGUGGUCAGUGCCUCGCAUAAGGAAUUUGCAGUAUCCGGUACUACCUACUACGUUUUUAAAGUUAUCAUAAAUCAAUUACCCAGUUGCACCUGUCCGGAUUGGCGCAAAGGAUAUAUCUGCAAGCAUAUCUUAUUUGUGUUCAUCAAAGUGCUUAAAGUACCACUAGUAUCACCGUGGUUCUACCAGAAGGCUCUCUUGACUAAAGAGGUUGAAAGAAUCUUCUCUAAAGCUCCAGAAAUCAAAUAUCCUGUUGAUCCAAUAGCUCGGCGUUUGUGGAACGCCUAUGCUGCCAAGAAGCGCGAGUCUCAGACCAAUGAUUCCGAAGAGGUCCCAUCACAACGAAGGCCCAUUGAAGAAGGAGAUGAAUGUCCUAUCUGCUAUGAAAAUCUACCGUGCAACUCGACCCAAGGUCUGGUCUUUUGUGUCAAAGGUUGUGGGAAGGGAUUGCAUGAACAUUGUGUUCAAGACUAUGUCAAAACUCUCAGAAAUGACGGCAAGAAGGUCAUCUGCGUUUACUGUCGAGCAGAUUGGAAGAUGCCAGGAUCCGAGUUGGAUGGGAGUUACAAGGGCGGCUACGUCAACCUUGGAAGAGCUGCAGGGCUCGGUUACGUCUACCCACAUCGCUAUGCUCCUCAACAAUUUCUUGACAUACAGCGUAAUCUUGCGUGGACACCUAUGGAUUGUAUCAUGGAUGCACUACCUCUUCCUUUUGCCAUAUGCCUGCAUUAUAUGUUCAUUUGA
This is a messenger RNA of Melampsora larici-populina 98AG31, 1008 nucleotides long. RefSeq lists its product as uncharacterized. Gene Ontology annotation, molecular function: ubiquitin protein ligase activity; zinc ion binding. The record is from RefSeq and is a predicted model, not a curated record. The transcript is spliced from 7 exons. NCBI's taxonomy places the organism in Eukaryota, Fungi, Basidiomycota, Pucciniomycetes, Pucciniales, Melampsoraceae. Bases 1 to 1008 code for a protein of 335 amino acids.